CGUUUUGAUGUCAUAUAUUGUCAAUAACAACGAGUUAAACAAGAAAGCCGAUUACAUCAAAAUUUGUGGCAUGAUAUUGAAUUUAUUGUAAUUUAUACACAGUUAUACUAAACAUGUCCUCAAUUAAUACAGGGUAUUGCGAGAUUGUUGGUCCAGUUGGCACGGGCGAUUGUGACUACAUGGGAUCGGAGGCGAGGAACGACCACGAGCUGGCCCAGAUCAUCGCCAGCGAUGUGGUGAACGAGAUCCUGGACAACGCAAUGGGCAAGGUAAUGCAGGAGAACUCGCAGAUCGGUGACAACGUCACCGGUCCCCACGAUCUGGACUGCAUCAUCGACGCCAUGGACAAAGUUACGGACGAUGAAAUGGAAAAGAAAAAGAAUGAAGCUAUUAAGGUUCCGAUUAAAGGUACUGGAGACCAAUUGGAGUCGACGAAGGAAGUUGUACCUGAUGAUAAGAAGGAGCGUCAUCCAACUGUUGAGAAGAAGAGCCGUCUGACGGAUUUGGUCAAGAAUUCCAAGCAACUACUUUCUAAGUACAUUUUAAACGACAACAUUAGACAUGACAAUCCUGAAGACGACUAUGCUGAAAAAGUUCUAAAGGUUGUAGAGCUGUCUGAGAGCUGCGCCAAGACAGACUUAUCAAAUCCCGGUGGUGCGACCGAAGACCCAAACCUAAUCGACGAGUCGAAGGACCCGUUCAAGUCCAGCGAGGACGACGGCUCCCUGGACGACAUACAACUGGAGAAGCAGUCGGUCGACGAGCUUACGGAGACCAUGAAAAAGACGAUGACGUUCCCGAUGGCGGGAAGCUCGAGCACCAAAAGCUUCUCGAUGGCCAGCAAGUACAAGACGCUGAAGAUGACCGCCAGCGAGAUCAAGAAGAAGAAGUGGAACAUUGGAGCAAAAUUCUUGAACUAUUUGAGGAAGCACAAGGCCAAGAAGGACGUCGCUGUGAUGGACAACGUCGACGCCAAGACUGAGUGAACUACGUUUCGAUUUUUUUACGAAAUUCAUUGUACUUUUCAUUUUUAUACAGACUUUUUUUAUAAAUUUAGUAUAAUACAUUUUAUACAGUUUCUAA
This is a messenger RNA of Aethina tumida (small hive beetle), 1083 nucleotides long. RefSeq lists its product as uncharacterized. The record is from RefSeq and is a predicted model, not a curated record. The transcript is spliced from 4 exons. The coding region runs from base 114 to 986 and encodes 290 amino acids. NCBI's taxonomy places the organism in Eukaryota, Metazoa, Arthropoda, Insecta, Coleoptera, Nitidulidae.